Molecule: messenger RNA, 2889 nt
Organism: Oncorhynchus nerka (sockeye salmon)
Lineage: Eukaryota; Metazoa; Chordata; Actinopteri; Salmoniformes; Salmonidae
Product: complement C1q tumor necrosis factor-related protein 7-like
Molecular function (GO): protein binding
Source: RefSeq, a predicted model, not a curated record
AAAGGGAGCAGAGAGACAGAGGGAGUCCUACACAGAUGUUUGAGUACACAGGCGGAGGGUAGGAGAGAGACAGAGAGAUUGAGUGAGACAACUAUGUUAUCCAAGGACAUUCUCCUCAUUUCUCAUCACCAAGGAGACAGGACUGUGACCAGGAAGGAGACCUGAGGAUUGACACAAAUAUCAUAAUUUGAAGUCGUUCAAGUGGUCAACAUGAGGAGCAGAUCUCAAGCCUGUGAGGUGAGGAUGUGGCUGUUUGUGGGCGUGGCUUUUCUUUGCCAGUGUGUGAUUGGUCAGCAGCUGGAGGCCAAGGUGAAAGGAGCUCCGCCUCGUCUGAUCUGCAGUGUUCUGGGGUUACCAGGGAGACCAGGCAAACCUGGCCCAAAUGGGCCUCCAGGGGAAAAUGGGAAUAUGGGAAUCCCAGGAAGAGACGGAAGAGAUGGCAGGAAGGGAGAGAAAGGAGAGAAGGGUGAAGCAGGGGUAAAGGGGAAACUCGGCCCAACGGGUAAACGGGGCGAGCGGGGUGUCCGGGGUCCAGGGGGGAAGAGAGGUCCUGAUGGAGAAUGCGGGGACGGGGGCCGACCAGGGCCACCAGGGCCCCUUGGGAAGAAAGGGGACAAGGGCCACCGAGGACCACUGGGUACGGCAGGCAUCUGCAGGUGUGGCAGCCUGGUGCCUAAAGCAGCCUUCUCUGUGGGAAUCACCAGCAGUUACCCUGCUGAGAAGGAAUCUAUCAAGUUCAACAAGGUCCUCUUCAGAGGGGGCCACUACAACCCAGAGACGGGUAAGUUCAUCUGCGCCUACCCGGGCAUCUACUACUUCUCCUAUGAUAUCACCCUGGCUAACAAACAUCUGGCCAUCGGGCUGGUGCAGAACGGGCAGUACCGCAUCAAGACAUUUGAUGCCAACACAGGGAACCAUGACGUGGCCUCUGGGUCACUUGUGAUGUUCCUGAACCCAGAAGACGAGGUGUGGCUGGAGAUCUUCUUCAAGGACCAGAAUGGCCUGUUUGCAGAAGCAGGGUGGUCUGACAGCCUGUUCUCUGGAUUCCUGCUCUAUGCAGACACAAACUACCUGGACUCACUAGCAGAGGACUACGCAUAGUGACUUAUAACACUCAAUAAAGGACUGAGAGGGCUGAGUUUGUAGCCUCCCCUUGACAUAUUUACAGUAUCUAUAUUUCAGCAUGUAUUAUUUAUAUACUAUAUAACUAUGUGGGUGUACAUGUAUGCAAGCGUGUGUGUAUGAGCUUAUGUAUUGUGGAGUGAGAAACAUACAUUUUUUAAAUGUUUGUUUACAAUGUUUGUUUGGAGAAAAAUGUCUAAGUAUAUCAAAGUGAUAUGUUUCAUUAAUAAAAGUAAUGAUAUGCACUCAGUCAGUAAUGAAUCUACCCUGUACUCUCUUUUCAAAGUAUUGAAUAGUAUUAGAGUUGAAAAAUAUUCGUGUUGAAGGCACAAGUACUAUACAGCCAGUGCGGAGAUAUGAUAUACAGUUGAAGUCGGAAGUUUGCAUACACCUUAACCUGAGUUUAUAUGUAUUUGGCUUUUACAAUUCCUGAUUUUUAAUCCAAGUAAAAAGUAUCUGUUUUAGGUCAGUUAGGAUCACCACUUUAUUUUAAGAAUGUGAAAUGUCAGAAUAAUAGCAGAGAAUGAUUUCUUUCAGCUUUUAUUUCUUUCAUCACAUUCCCAGUGGAUCAGAAGCUUACAUAAACUCAAUUAGUACUUGGUAGUGUUGCCUUUAAAUUGUUUAAUUUGGGUCAAACAUUUCAGGUAGCCUUCCACAAGUUGCCCACAAUAAGUUGGGUGAUUUUGGCCCAUUCCUCCUGACAGAGCUGGUGUAACUGAGGUUACAGGUUUUUAUUUAUUUUUUAUUUAAAAAAAUAUUCUACCUUUAUUUAAACCAGGUAGGCCAGUUGAGAACAAGUUCUCAUUUACAACUGUGACCUGGGCAAGAUAAAGCAAAGCAGUGUGACACAAACAACACAGAGUUACACAUGGAAUAAACAAAUGUACAGUCAAUAACACAAUAGAAAAAUAUAUAUAUACAGUGUGUGCAAAUGAGGUAAGAUUAGGGAGGUAAGGCAAUAAAUAGGCCGUAGUGGCAAAGUAAUUACAAUUUAGCAAUUGGCUUUGGGGGUGACCAGAACGUGUCCCCUUCCUGAGCAGUAUGAUGGCUGUGUGCUCCCAUGGUGUUUAUACUUGCGUACUAUUGUUUGUACAAAUGAACAUGGUACCUUCAGGCAUUUGAAAAUUGCUCCCAAGGAUGAACCAGACUUUUGGAGGUCUACAAAUUUUUUUUCUGAGGUCUUGGCUGAUUUCUUUUGAUUUUCCCAUGAUGUCAAGCAAAGAGGCACUGCAUUUGAAGGUAGGCCUUGAAAUACAUCCCCAGGUACACCUCCAAUUGACACAAAUUAUGUUAAUUAGCCUAUCAGAAGCUUCUAAAGCCAUGACAUCAUUUUCUGGAAUUUUCCUGUUUAAAGGCAUAGUCAACUUUGUGUAUGUAAACUUCUGAUCCACUGGAAUUGUGAUACAGUGAAUUAUAAGGGAAAUAAUCUGUCUGUAAACAAUUGUUGGAAAAUGACUUGUGUCAUGCACAAAGUAGAUGUCUUAAUUGACAUGCCAAAACUAUAGUUUGUUAACAAGAAAUUUAUGGAGUGGUUGAAAAAUGAGGUUUAAUGACUCCAACCUAAGUGUAUGUAAACUUCACACUUCAACUGUAAAUGCUUAAUACCAAGAGUGUAACGUAACACAUUUUAGAAUAUAUGAUAUAAAUGCUCAAUACCGAGAGUGUAAUGUAACACAUGUUAAAGUUAUCAUUGAAAACUGACUGUAAUAAACCAGUUCGUCCCUAUCAGCACAAUCAUUACCCCCUUUACUCUCUCUAUAAUAUCCC